UGACAUACCGAAUAAAAUUAUUUCGUAGCAGUCGGCGAAUAGUAUUUACAACUAAUAUUUUGCUACUGUUUUGACAAUUACAUACAUAAUUCGUAUUCGGGAUUUCUUAUUUGUUGAUGGCAGUGUUAUAAGAGCUGUUACAGCUCAACAAUGAGACGAUGAUGUGGUAACCGUUUUAGUCGACAUAUCACAGUGGCUACAGUGCAACAAAAUAUGGUCGUGCAUUUCGCCUGAACAGAUAAGUGAAGAUGUGUGAGCAGACUGAAAUAAAUUACUUGGACGGAGAGGUGGUGUGGGUGAAGCUAGGGUCUUGCUGGUGGCCCGGAGCAGUGAUCGGGGCGGACAAGCUCCCCCCAGAUGUGCUGCCAUCGUUCAAGAAGCCUCCCAUAGCAGUCGUCAAGUUCUUUCAGGAAAGCACCUACGAAUAUGUGAAAAAUAUCAAUUCAAUUUACAAAUACAACUGCAGCCGCAAACAUGACUUCAUUAAAAAAGGAUUGUUAAUGUACAGAUCCAAGCAUGCCCACAUGGAAAAGUUCCCCGAAGAUGUGAUCCGAGCUGAAACCGAGACGGGUGGUGACCCGGAUAUCUUGACCAGUGAAGAGUUCCAAGAAGCCAAGAAGGAGAGCUAUGCGGGCAUUUUCGGUAGCGCAUCCAAGAAAGCUACGACCCCCGGUAGAGGGAGAGGAAGGCAACCAAACACCCCUAAGAGCACUUCGACUGCAGCUACUCCGAUAAGAAGGGUAAAUCGAGACAAGAGUGAUUACAAGGUACAUAUCAUAGUUCAGGGGUCAAAGACUCCCAGCCAAGCUACCGAUGCCUCCUCUACGCCGUCGACGAGCCGCGCGGGGUCGGAAUCCGAAACUGCCGAAGAGAAAACUCCCAAAGCAGAUAAGCCCGCUUCUACAUUUACUACACCGGCCAGCACCGCCGCGGGCGUGUACCCCUGCACUCUGUGCGCGUUCACCACCACGCGCCUCAACGUCUUGAUCUUACAUAACAAAACACACAGUGCCACAUACACACCAUACACACCUUCGCCCGUACGCAAGAAACCUGCCGCCAAACCAUCCCCCAAGGCCACCCCGAACAAAACGCCGAAAGCGCGGAAACCGCGCAAAGAUAAGCCAGAAAAAGAAAAGGAAAAGGAAAAGGAAAAAGAUAAACCUGUCAAGAAAUCUCAAGCACAAAAACGCUCCACUGACGAGCUCCCGGAACCCGUAGAAGUGAAGAAACCUAAGACUGAUGAGGAAAUUAAGAGUAGCCUUUUAGCGGAUUGGGACGACAUGGACGAAGACGACGAUAAAUGCCCGGACCUGGCGUCGUCGCCCUCGGCGGCCGCCGCCUCGCCCGCCGAGCCCACGCCCGCCGAGCUGCCCACGGCGCCGCUGCCGGCCGCCGCCAGCAAGCCCGACGACGCACCUGCCGCCGAGAAACCGGAAUCCUCGAGCGAUUCCAAAUACGAAUUCUGCGAAGAUGAAGACUGGUCCUUAGAGGCGGACGCCGGCCGGAAAAUACCGCGGGUCAAGAAUCCCGCGAAGAGGAAAGAAAGAAAAAGCAUCAGCAUCGACGAGGAUGACGUGGCGAGAGAAGUUGCGGACCUGCUGACUAGAACCACUGUUCCAGAAUUGCCUGCGGUGCCUGAACCUUUGACCGUCGAGCAAAAUUUUCCUGAGCCUUCUAUCGUAAAGUCCCCUGACAAAAAGGCGCAACCGAUACCAGAAUCUAGUAAACCGACUGAGAAAGUCGCUCCAGAACCACCACCGACGAAAGCAAUUUUUAAGACUAAAACAUUUUUUCGAAGUCGGCACUCUAGGAGCCAGGAUGCAAUAGGGAAGUACGUCGCCGAACAGCUGAACGCCGAAAGAAUGGACGUGGAAACUGAAUUGAACGGUUCAGAAGUGGCGUCGUCUCCUGAAGCUAGAGAGUCUCCUCCGAUAGAACCAGUUAAAGUUGCUCGCCUCGCGCCCAAAAUACAACUCAAGAAAAUGAAAGCCGAAGCGGCACAGUUAAGAGAAAAAGAAAAAAUAAACAUGGAAUUAGCCGCGGAGGGUAAACUCGCUGCGAAUGGUGCUAAUAGUAAGUCAGAUAUAGUAAGCCACAACUUGGCGCCUCCUGAUGAAAAAGAGGUAGAAUCUAAGUCACAUCAGCACAAUCAGGAUGUCUUAUACCCUACACAAGAAAUAAAACCAAUUAAUAAGGAAACAAACGAUAGUAAUAUACAGAAUUCACUUGCAAAUGAAAUAAAACCAAUUUAUAAAAAUAUACUUGACAAAAGAAGCGAAAUGAAAGAAUCUACUAGUAACAUACAUGAACUUUUUGAAAAAGAAAUUAAAACAAGUAAUAAAGAUAAACCUGAUAAAGAAAUACAUGAACCCAUUACAAAAGCAUUCAAUAAUAUUGACACCGAAAAACUUGACGGUAAAUUAGGUAACGACAGUGAGAAACAAAUAGACGAUAGUAACCAUACAGAAAGAAAUGAUCUAUGCGAAACACCAGAAGUUGCACAAACGCCUUGUGAACAAUUGGUUGAACCUUUCAUGAAUGAAUCUACAGCAUCCGCUGUAGAUGCCCUAUUAAGCGUUUCUAGAGAGGCUGACAGGGUUACUAAAGUUAUAAGCGACGAUCCCCCUGAAGAUUUGUUCGAAGAUGACAAUAAAGAUAACGGAGUGAGUAACAAUGUCAAUGGUAUUGACGAAACCGAUAAAGACAAUGUAUUAGUAGAAAAUAAACAAAUUGUUCAAGAAAUAGAGCAAAUUACAGAAGAAACCAUCACAUGUGAAGUUUCCCUAAAACGGACAAAUGAGCACGACAAUGAUAUCCACAACAUGCUCACUCAACAUGUUGACUUAAAUGAAACUAAUACAGAAUCCCACAACAUGCUCACCCAACAUGUUGACUUAAAUGAAACUAUUACUGAAUCCACAUGCAAUGAUAAAAUAAUAGAAGUUCCACAAAUAUCUGAAGAAACUACUGAAUUAGUUUCAGAAACAGUAGUUGACUCCAUACCAUCUGAAUCUGACCUGCAAAUAGCGGAGGCGCUGAUUAAUCUUCCAUCAACAGCUAUACAAAACAAUGCAUCUAGUCAACAUCAACAAAACAUGAAUUUGUCAACACAUUUUGCCAGUGGUGAAUCUUUUCAGGAAGAGGUAGUUGAAAGUAUAAAUGACACUAAAGAUAAUGAUGAUACAAUGGGGGAAGCGAGAUCUGAGGACAAGUCUGUAGUUGACAACUCUGUGGAACACAUAAACGAAUCUGUACUACCAUUAAGUAGCGACAGUCUGAAUUCAAGAUAUGAAACUGAAGAAGAGAAGAGUCAAAAUUUAAAUGCCGCACAAUCUCUAGUUGAAAUGUCAGAAUGUAUCGAUCAUAAACUUAAAGUUUCUGAAUCCAAAAUACCUGGAGUAGACAAUGUACAUUCUAUAGAUACUUUAAAUACUGUGCAGACCACUGUAAUAGAAACAAACAAUACCGUUGAACCAAAACUUACGCCAUCGGUUUCAGACACCAGCAAUGAUCUAAUCAGCAACACGCCUAAAUUUGAAACAUCAUCUUCCAAAUUGCUUAAGAUUUUAGAAGAACCUUGUGUACCGAAAAUAAUCAGUAAAAUGCCACCAAAACAAUUAGUGGUAACCGGAAAAGAGAAAAUACUUAACUUCGAUGUCAACAAAGGUUCCAUUAAGAACAAACCUCAAUCGCCCAAGCAGAAGAUUAUUAUUCGUCGAAAUACGCCUAGCAAAAACAUUAUCAAUAGUAUAAACGAGUUGAGUUCACCAGACAACAUAAUUCUCUCUCGCACCGGCAAGACGCCGCCGGAGGGCUCGGCCAUGCAGACCUACACCAUCCAGGCCACGCCUGACGCGCCUAACGAUGCCAACACCAUCAUCAUCCAACAGAAGAUACGGAAAAUUACCAAACCUGCCUCUAAAUUACAAAAGCUAAAGCAGCAGCUCUCCUUGAUGGCUCCAGUCAAUGAAUCGAAGCCGGUCAGCGAACCACCGGCGGCGGAUGACACCUUCUAUGAUAUCAAUUCCAUGCCCAUAGUGCUCUCCGACGACAUUCUUACCCCAGAGAAUAUUGAGAAAAUGCCUAUCGUUAUGUCUGACGGCAAAAUCAUCACCAACCCCACGAAUCCCCCUAAACUCGUCAAAACGAAACAGAUCGAAAGCGAAAAAGUCAGCAUGAUCAGCCCGAGCAAACCCGAACUCAAAACCUUGCUAAUGAAUCCCAUGCCCGAGGUCAGUAAAGCGACCACACCUAACAUUUUGUCCAAGUCGUCCAAGCUCAGGGCGUCGAAACCGAUGUUAGUCAUAGAUAAAGCGACCGGAAAACAGAAAAUUAUUAUGACUAAAGCCGACCCUACCGUCAAGGAAAUAAAACAGUCUCCCACCAAGUUGGAGCCGGCGGCCCCGAGCGCGGCCAAGCCGGGCAAGUUCAUCAUCCUGCCCACCGGCGGCUCGCCGCGGCCCAACCGCACGCAGAAGAUCGUCAUCGACCCCGGCACCGGCAAGGCGCACGUGCUCGUCUCCAAGUCCGAGCCCGCCACCGACAACAAGCCCGUGUCCGCCAAGCUCGUGCCGCAGCCCGCCGACGCCGGCCCCGGCAGCACCGUCAUGAUCAUCACCAACGCGCAGGGCACGCAGUCCCGUAUAGUGCUCACCCCCGAGCACGAGAAAAUACUCUUCCCCAACAAGCAGCAGCCCAAAGUGUCGCAACUCAAGACCGUUACGCACCGGAUAACGACCAACUCCCCCCAGAAAACGAUCGUCACGUCGGUGGCGGCCACGAAGACGCCGCCCCCGAAAAUAGUCCCAAAAACACAAAAGAGCGCCAUCAUCACGUCCAAAGGGCAACUGAUCGUCGGCGGACGCGUCGCGACCACCGCGCAGAACAUAGCGCCUAUGCCCGAGAUACGGCCCAAGCAGCGGAUCAUCGCCGCCGAACCGAAGAAACUCGCGCAGACCAUCCAGAAGACCUCUUCGGAACCGCUCAUCUUUUUGCAGCAGAAAUCGGGCGCGGUGAUGCAACUCACGACGGCACAGUUCGAGCACCUGCAGCGGACCGGCCAGAUCGUGCAGAAGGCCCCCGUCCCCGAGAACAAGAUCGUCGUGCAGAAACAGAUCACGAUCCCGUCCAACGAGGCGAUCGCGCCCGCGGUCCACAAGAAGAUGAGACGGCCGGCCACGAUGUCGCCGACGCCCGCGAAGAAGCUCAAGCAGGAGAUAGCGAUAGCGCCCGCUCCCGCUCCCGCACCCGCGCCCGUGCCCGCGCUCACGCCGCUGUCGCACGCCGCGCCGGCGCCCGCCGCCUACUCCGAGCUCGACAACUUCGAGGAGCUGCUGCCCUCCACCGCCAUCGCGCGCCCCCCCUCCCCCUCCCCCUCCCCCUCCCCCGCCGCGCCGGUCGUCGCGCCGCCCGCGCCGCUCGCAGACGGCCAGCUGCUGGCCGUGCCCGGUGAGCACUUCGGCGGCCCGCCCGGCUCCUUCUACCUGUGCGUCGAGGACAACGGCUCGCUCACGCCCAUAGACAACCGGCCGCUCGUGCUUGAGAACAACCAGCUGGUGCCGAUGACGGAGCCGGCGCAGGCGCCCGAGCGGCGCGAUAUCCUCGAGGCGGCGCUGGCCAACAGCGACGUGUUCCACGACCCGCCGCGCGAGGACGCGCCCUUCCGCGACCUGAACGCGAACGUGUCCGUGCACUGCCGUGUGUCGGAGACGAGCACGACGCUGCACCAGCCGAUCAUGACGCCGGUGGAGGUGCCGUCGCACGCGGACGCGGAGCCGGCCGUGCCGAGCUCGCUGGAGGACGGGCUGGCGGUGAUCGGCGUGACGCCGCAUACGGUGCCGACGUCGCUGGAGCUGCCCAUCACGGUGACCGACCCGCGCAUCGCGCCUCGCGUGUCGGACCCGCUGGCGAUGCUGAACGUGAGCGAGCCGGCACCACAACCCAUGUCGAUGCCGCUGCUGCUGGAGGAGGAGACGGUGGGCAAGUCGCUGCCGAUCCUGACGGACGAGCCGGCGGGGUCGGGGUCGUCGGGCUCGGCGGAGGAGACGCUGUGGUCGCGGCGGCUGCUCACGCCGUGCUCGGACACGUCGGAGGCGUCGGCCGAGAUCCCGCUGCAGCCCGCCAUGCGCCUCUCCGUCGACGACCUGGCGCGGGCCAGCUAGACGGCGCCGAGUUUUUUAUUCAUUUCGUGUUGAGAAUGUUUAUUUAUAAAUGUAAUUCGUGUUUUACAUGUGCAAUCAAUUAUGUUUGUCGUCUUUCGAUAUAUCCGUAUAGUGUGAUCGGCCGGUCGACGCGGGACGGGCCGCUCGGCUCUCGUUAUAGUUGGGCCGCCAUCGCGCGGGCGAUGUAAAAAGAACGCGAGUGUAAAUAUAUCGUUAGAGUGGUGCGAGUGACUUCUGGGUUCGGUCUAGCCGAACAUUAAACAUACCGAGCGCCGACGGCGUCAAUAUAUUCUGCCCUCCUAAGCCAAAUAGCGCUAUCUCAAUAACAAUCAUUCAUUCAUUGAAAUCUAACAAACAGUUGAUAAUCGGCUGUCCCUAUCCGUCAUUUUGUUUGUUAGAAUGGGACAAAAUUUAACUGAGGUUUAUAAGAGGUUGCUAAGUUUUAUGAAUAGGGGAGUAAGUAAGCAUUGAAUUUUCUUUUGAGAAAGUGUUAUUUGGCUUAGUAGGGCAGUAUCUAUUUUAGUCUUAAGAAUUUACAUUUGUAAAUUUUAAUGCAUAAAUGAUAUUGUUGGAUCAUAAGAAAGUUACGAGAUCGUAUUUGUAAUAUAUAAAAGUUUAGGUAAUCAUAUUUUUUAUAUUGUCUAACAAAGAAUGAAAUUGCGAAAGCGAUUUGAGGUGCGAACAGGAAUGCCGGGCGGGCGCAGCGCGACCCGCGUCUACAUGAGGUGGAGUUAAUGUUAAGUACAAUUUUGUUGAUGUAACAUUUUAAACAUAUUCAAAGCACAUUAUUGGUUUGUUCGAGUGAUCUAUGUCGGAAUCUAGAUCGGACUAAGAAGAAAGAAGUCUUAGUGUAACUUCUAUGUAGUUUUAAAUAAAUAAAUUCUAAUCGAA
Cydia splendana is the source of this 7055-nucleotide messenger RNA. RefSeq lists its product as uncharacterized. NCBI's taxonomy places the organism in Eukaryota, Metazoa, Arthropoda, Insecta, Lepidoptera, Tortricidae. The transcript has 5 exons. The record is from RefSeq and is a predicted model, not a curated record. Bases 249 to 6164 code for a protein of 1971 amino acids.